AUGAAACAAAUUAUUUUUGUUCUUGCCAUACUCGCAUUUGUUAGCUGCUAAACCUACAAUUUCACAGUUUCUUAAGGUUGCAACCCUCAUCACUGUAAGAGAAAUUUCUGGUAAUUCAAUCACACCUUAGAAUCUAUGGCUUGUCCUAUUCCAGGAGAAGGAAAUGCUUACUUAUCUAAUCCUACUAUGUCUCCUAGCGAAAUGACUUUAGAGAUAGCUACUUUAAAUUAAUUUGGAAAGCGUAGCAAGGUUUAUGUACCUCUUCAAGUAAAUCAAGUCCAUAUUGAAGCCCACUUUAAUAAUAAUACUACUUUCUCUAUCUAAAAUUGCCAAGAAGCUUGGGCUUCCGAAAAUAUCCCAUUAUGCUAAAACCAUACAUUUGUUGGAGUUAGAGUCCAAAAUAACAAUAUCUUAUCUAAUUGUACUUUUGGAUUAGAUCCUAUUUUUUGA
Messenger RNA from Tetrahymena thermophila SB210, 450 nucleotides. RefSeq lists its product as hypothetical. The record is from RefSeq and is a predicted model, not a curated record. Lineage: Eukaryota; Ciliophora; Oligohymenophorea; Hymenostomatida; Tetrahymenidae. The transcript has a single exon.